Anarrhichthys ocellatus (wolf-eel) is the source of this 1423-nucleotide messenger RNA. RefSeq names its product adenylate kinase 1 (gene ak1). The record is from RefSeq and is a predicted model, not a curated record. Gene Ontology annotation, cellular component: cytoplasm. NCBI's taxonomy places the organism in Eukaryota, Metazoa, Chordata, Actinopteri, Perciformes, Anarhichadidae. The transcript has 7 exons. The coding region runs from base 148 to 729 and encodes 193 amino acids. Gene Ontology annotation, biological process: nucleoside triphosphate biosynthetic process; ATP metabolic process. Gene Ontology annotation, molecular function: AMP kinase activity; ATP binding; nucleoside diphosphate kinase activity.
CGUGCAGUAGGAACUGUGCAGACACACACACACACACACACACACACACACACACUGGGAUCCAGGGACGGCAGCCCCUUUGCACUGGGAUCUAGAGCCACAGCGCGAAAAGAGAGUUGAAGGAAAAUACUCAUCUAACGCAACACAAUGGCAGACAAAAUUAAAGAUGCUAAGAUCAUCUUUGUUGUGGGUGGGCCUGGCUCUGGAAAGGGCACCCAGUGUGAGAAGGUAGUCGCAAAGUAUGGCUACACCCACCUGUCAUCUGGGGAUCUGCUCCGCGCUGAGGUGUCUUCUGGCUCUGAGAGGGGCAAGCAGCUCCAGGCCAUCAUGAAGAAGGGAGAGCUGGUGCCCCUGGACACGGUCUUGGACAUGAUUAAGGACGCCAUGAUCGCCAAGGCUGAUGUGUCCAAGGGCUACCUUAUUGAUGGCUACCCCCGUGAAGUGAAGCAGGGAGAGGAGUUUGAGAAGAAGAUCGGCAAACCCUGCCUGCUGCUGUACGUUGACGCAAAAGGAGAGACCAUGGUGAAGAGGCUCAUGAAGCGCGGUGAGACCAGCGGCCGCUCUGAUGACAAUGAGGAGACCAUCAAGAAGCGCCUGGACCUGUAUUACAAAGCAACUGAGCCGGUCAUCACCUUCUACGAGAGCCGCGGCAUCGUCAGGAAGGUUGACUCUGAGCUCCCAGUGGAUGAGGUCUUCAGCCAAGUCUCCAAAGCUAUUGAUGCACUGUAGUAAAACAACAUAGAUGAGCUGUGUCUGGUUGUUGUUUUAUUUUUUUUUAUUUCAUCAGUAUAAAUUUCACAAACACAUAACAUGAACAACGACUAAUUUAAUACCCUAACCACUAUUCUUGGUCGUUAAAGAUCAAAGAUGCCUUAAGUAGGAAUCUACAAAUUCUUGGAAUGAAUCUGCUUAAAGCGGCAUUGGAAAAUCCAUUUGUGUCUUUCUUUAAGUAUUGAUUCUGUUCUGUGCUAAACUCGUAAGUGGAUGUAUCCAAGUGACAUCUCAAAGGGUACUACUGUAUACAGGAGGUGUGGACCAUCUCCUAACCUUUAAGGCACCAUGCUCACGCUCUGGGGCAAACCUGCACUUUACACAAUCUUGUUUCCAACUUUAACCCUACCAUAUAGAAUCCGGAGUUUAUGGGAAAGUAUUAGAGUCCUUUAUGAUUGUGCCAUUCAACAAUAGCAGAGAUCACCCACUGUGGGCAAACUGUAUACAUGUACAUUCACAGAACUGUCAAAUUACUUUUCUCAACCACCAUUGACAUCAUACAUUAUUUUCUAUUAAUCCAUUUAUAACUAUAUUUAAAGCACAGAAAUCUAUAUUUUUUUCCCAUCAAGAUGCACACAUGUAACAUGCUGGUGUAUAAAGUGGUAUAUGUGAAAAAGAAGAAAAAAUAAAAUUAAAGUAUAUGGGAAAGCAA